AUGAAGAAAAAAAUUGUGAUUGAUCUUCCUGUCAACAAUGAUAAAUGUAGAUCAAAAGCUAUGCAAAUUGCUGUUAGAAGUCCAGGGGUGAUAUCAGUGAAUAUAGAUAAGGAAAAAGGUCAUUUGGUGGUAAUAGGAAUUGGUGUCGAUUUCUUUAGGUUGAUGCAUUGCAUAAGAAGGAAAUUCAAGUGUUCUCGAAUUGUGAGUAUUGAAGAAGUAAAACAAGAAGAAAAAAAGCCUGAACCCUCUAAACCUAAGAAUCCUUGUACUUGUCCUUCAACAUGCAAUCCAUGUGUGCAAUACUAUCCAAUAUGUCAACCCGUUUAUGACACUUACGAUAAUUCAAAUUGCUCUAUUAUGUGAUAUAUUGGGCAUAGAUCGAACUAGAGAGAAAGCUACGAGUUUUAUAAUAAGAUUUUAAGGAUAAUGUCCAACUACCCCUCCAUCUAUGCCCGAAAUCUCAGAGACACACUUAUACUAUAUUAAGGUC
This is a messenger RNA of Solanum pennellii, 490 nucleotides long. RefSeq names its product heavy metal-associated isoprenylated plant protein 47-like. Lineage: Eukaryota; Viridiplantae; Streptophyta; Magnoliopsida; Solanales; Solanaceae. The transcript has 3 exons. The record is from RefSeq and is a predicted model, not a curated record. Bases 1 to 363 code for a protein of 120 amino acids.